AUGGGAGCCUGGGACGAAGCCGAAUUGUUGGACUACAAAUAUGAGCAUGAAAUUGCUUAUGAAGUAUGUCAUCAGUCAUCAGAAGAGGAACUGUCGACAAGAGACAAUGAUGAAAAGGACGUUAUGCAGGAAGACGAGAGCGAAGAUGACGGCGCCAGUACGUCAAGUGACUGGCCCCCAUGCAGAUGGAGGUACAAGUGCCAUGGUCGCUAUAUCUUCACGGUGGACGAAGAUGCAGAGAAAAUGGUUGAAGCUCAAGAACGAGCGGUUAGAAGGAUGAUUAGAGAGGAUGAAUUAAAGUUAGUUUUUAAAAAUUUUUUGAAAUUUCUUACAGAAGGCGGACAUUGUUAAAGUCGGUAUCUCAGAAUUUAGCGAAAGUUGGUUGCAUGUCAUUUCUAGUUUUUGGUGAUAAUUACAAAGAAGUUAUACAGUUCAAAAAACACAACUGAAAUCGAUUUGCGCUAAAAUAGUGAUCCGUUUUCUCGAUUAGUCUUUCUUUUUUAAGUAUAUCUUUUUUAAGGAAAAAUGUUACAGUAAAGUAAAAAUGUUACAGUAAUAUGGUAAUUUUGGGAAAACACAAAUACGCGAUUUUUUUUGCCUGUCAGUGGAAGUUGACCAAUUUGCGUUCAACUCUAAGACACCGGUUUUAGCAAUGUCCGGGCCAACUAAGAUCUGUAAAAAAAGCGUUUUAAAACAACGACGAGGAAACGUUAUUUUUGAAAAAUUCACGGAUUUUUUUUAGGAUUUCGAAAGAAAGUUUUCCGAAGACACGUGACACCGCUUUUAGUUGGUAUGUGAGGGCUUAUCAUGCAGAAAGGGAACACCACCUAGAAGAUGGGUAUACCUUAACCUAUGACAGUAAUUGGAUAAUUCGCGACUACAUUGUGUAUAUCCCAUGUGAGAACGGUGUCCGCAGGGCGAAUCGGUUGGUAAGAAGGUUGGCUAGGAGCUAUUCGAAGGCUAUGAAUACAAUUGAGGACAGAAUGCUCCGAUUUUACGAAAGGUAAGCCAACCUCAACAAUUUGUAAUAUUAAGUCAACCUCUUUUUUUUGUUUGUUUUUUAGUAUAUCUCGGCUUGAUUCUUGCAGAAAUUAAUGCCAUAAUAUCUUAAUUUUUAGUCGCAAGCCUAGCCAAGAACACACAAAUCAGCUAAAUCAUCUUCUUGAAGUUCUUAAUAAGCAGUUACCACCCCAUUUCGAAGGCUAUUCUGUGGCCCCUUAUGGUGGAAGUCACAACGGUUUUGGAUCACGUUUAUCUGACAUGGACGUUACCUUGAUAAGUCCGACGUUGUAAGUAUUUUCUUCUAAAUCCAUAAAUGCUUUGGAAAAUAUGUAACGAUUAUUUUUUUAGCCAAAAAAAACUGCCAAAAGUCACAGAUGUUUUAAAAAUCCUUGAAAUGUCAGAAAAUGUGGCAGAAUCUGGGCUAGCAGAAGUUGAUAAUUUGGAGGAAAAAGGAGUAAGUAUACCCUGAAACUAGAUUUUGGUUGGCUUGAUCGUUUUAAUUCCAUUUUUUCAGGUUCCGCUGGCAAAACUGAUUUUUGAGCAUGGUCUGAGGACAGAGGUAGACUUGACGGUCCAAAACUUCAGGGGUGUUAUCAAUACAAAAUUGUUAGCAAUAUAUUCAAGGUUUGUUUUAAUCUUACAUUUAAUUGGCGCCCAGUUUUGAAUUUGGAAAAUAUUAAAAAUAUAUUUUUCAGAAUUGACAACCGAGCUGCGCAACUUUUGAUGACCAUUAAAAAGUGGGCAAAAACGAAUCAAUUGCACGGUGGUGCCUUACGUCGUUACAACACCUACACCUUGGUUAUACUGGUAAUCAAUUUUCUGCAGAAGGGGGUGUAUCCGGAAAUAUUACCCGUUCUGCACGAGAUGAUUCCGGACUUGCAUUGUAAACUAAAGGACCAUUCAAUUGAAGAGAUUGAAUCACAAUUUAAAUGGGGUAAGCAGUUUUUUUUGCAAUGCGCUUAAUGUAAUGUAUUUUUAAAAAAUUUUUCAAAAACCUUAUAUUUUCAGAUUCAUCCAAACAGGAAAUGGGACUUUCGGAGCUAUUGGUCUCGUUUAUGUCAUAUUACGCCAUGUACGACUUUUGUGAAUGGAGUGUGGAUAUCCGAUGCACCGAGCUAAAAAAUCGAAAUUCUUUGAUGUUUAAUGAGUAUGAGGAUCGUGGUUGUCCUUUGAGUAUUCGGUGCCCAGUAGAAGGAAGGUGCCCUACUCGAAGUGCUUCGGCUGAGUGCUACGCAGACUUUAGAAAAACUGUUAAUGAGUUCAACCGGCUAAUUUGGACAGAACUUUGCGAUAGACCCAACCAUUGUCAAGAAGAGAUUAUAGAGAAAGUCUUCUUGACAUUAGGAAUUUAG
This is a messenger RNA of Bursaphelenchus xylophilus (pine wood nematode), 2354 nucleotides long. The record is from the annotation of a GenBank genome assembly. NCBI's taxonomy places the organism in Eukaryota, Metazoa, Nematoda, Chromadorea, Rhabditida, Aphelenchoididae.